Rangifer tarandus platyrhynchus (Svalbard reindeer) is the source of this 762-nucleotide messenger RNA. NCBI's taxonomy places the organism in Eukaryota, Metazoa, Chordata, Mammalia, Artiodactyla, Cervidae. The record is from the annotation of a GenBank genome assembly.
AUGAGUGACAAAAACUACAGCACCACCAUCUACAACAGAGUGCUAACAGAGAGGGUGUAUGAGAAUUCAGACCCAGAAGAAAACGGAGGUCCCCUUUACGAUGAAGUCCAUGAAGAUGUGAGGAGGGGAGACAACUUAUAUGUCAAUGAGCUGGAAAGCCACGAAUAUGACUCUGUGGCCGUGUACACUGUUGGGCGUCAGGGGAGAACCUUGGCCUCUUUACAGCCGGAAACAGGAGAAUACGUCUUGCCUGAUGAAACAUGUUCUAAGGCUCAGGAUCCCCACCCAGGGGAACCCACGGAGGAUGAGGACAUCUCCUUGGAAGAAUUGUUGUCACCAACCAAGGACCAGGAGUCUGACCCAGAGGAGCCCCAGGGGUCCGACCAAGAGGAGCCCCAGGGGUCUGACCCAGAGGAGCCCCAGGGGUCCAACCCAGAGGAGCCCCAGGGGUCUGACCCAGAGGAGCCCCAGGGGUCCCACCCAGAGGAGCCCCAGGGGUCCGACCCAGAGGAGCCCCAGGGGUCUGACCCAGAGGAGCCCCAGGAGAAUGGAAGUGAGGUGGAGGCAGACCUGCCCUCUCCUUCGAGCUUCACCAUCCAGAAUAGCAGAGCCUUCUCCACCCGCGAGAUCUCCCCUACCAGCUAUUCUGCUGAUGAUGUUUCAGAAGGAGACAAAUUGGCUUCUGCAAGCCCCGAGAUUAACCUCUUUGUGAAGGUAAGGAAUGCCCUGAAACAGGCACACCUGCUCCUGCAGAUGGCAUAA